Chaetomium strumarium is the source of this 1296-nucleotide messenger RNA. Its product is annotated as putative transferase CAF17, mitochondrial. The transcript has a single exon. Gene Ontology annotation, molecular function: protein binding. Gene Ontology annotation, biological process: iron-sulfur cluster assembly. Lineage: Eukaryota; Fungi; Ascomycota; Sordariomycetes; Sordariales; Chaetomiaceae. The coding region runs from base 1 to 1296 and encodes 431 amino acids. Gene Ontology annotation, cellular component: mitochondrial matrix. The record is from RefSeq and is a predicted model, not a curated record.
AUGCAGCCGGCACGUACGGUUUUCAACUCGGCCGGCACCUUCACCUGCCGCGGGUGCCUGUCGCGGCUCGCGCGCCAACAUCAGCAGCGCCGCACCUUUUCCGGCUCCGUGCCCCGCCAUGCCGCUCCGGCCCGGCCCUCCCCGGCGGGCCUCGCGCAACUCUCCUCGCGCAGGCUGAUCUCCGUCUCGGGCCCGGACGCUGCCAAGUACCUCCAGGGGGUGAUCACCGCCAACCUCUUCCCCGGCCCUGCAGGUCCCAACCCGUCACCGCUGCGGAGCGACGCGGGCUUCUACGCCGCCUUCCUGACGGCGCAGGGCCGCGUGCUCCACGACGUCUUCGUCUACCGCGACGUGCGCGACACGUCCCACCCGCCGGGCCACAGCUGGCUGCUCGAGGUCGACGCCGCCGAGGCCGACCGCCUGCAGAAGCACAUCCGGCGGUACAAGCUGCGCGCCAAGUUCGACGUGCGCCUGCUGGACGACGGCGAGGGGCAGGUUUGGCAGGCGUGGGACGACAAUCUACCCGCCUCCUCCUCCUCCUCUGCCUCUUCCUCUUUCUCUCUGCUCUGCAACCUUGGCAGCAGUGGCAGCAGUGGCAGUACUAUAAUCACCCUCCCGGACACGCGCGCCCCCAACCUGGGCUACCGCAUCUUGACCUUCUCCCCCACAACUCCAGACUCAUUACCCUUCCAUGAUGAUAUCUCCCCCGUCGAGGAAGACGCUUACACGAUCCGACGGUACCUGCACGGCAUCCCCGAGGGGCAAGCCGAGAUCCUGCGAGAGCAGGCGCUGCCGCACGAGAGCAACAUCGACCGCAUGGGGGCCAUCGACUUCCGCAAGGGCUGCUACGUCGGGCAGGAGCUGACCAUCCGCACGGAGCAUCGCGGGGUGGUGCGGAAGCGCAUCCUGCCUUGUCUGCUGUACCCCCCCGAGCAAGACAACGAAGCGGGGAUGUUGGCGUAUUCGCCCGAGAUCGGGACGGGCUUGACGGCGGAGAUGGUACCGCCCGAGGCGAGCAUCGGGCGGGUGGGGAAGAAAGGGCGGAGCGCGGGGAAGUGGUUGAGGGGCGCGGGGAAUCUGGGGCUGGCGCUGUGUCGGUUAGAAAUCAUGACGGACAUUGUGCUGCCGGGGGAGUCCGGGGGUGUGGGUUAUAAAGAAGGGGAUGAGUUUGUUGUUGGGCUGGAACAGCAACAGGAGGGCGAGGGAGGAGGAGGAGGGGAGGAGAGGAAGGUCAAGAUCAAGGCGUUUGUGCCGGAGUGGUUGAGAAACGGGUUAGUGAAUACAGAGAACCACUAA